AACACUAAUUUAUUAAAUUUGUAUAAUUCUCUGUUUUAAACUCCUGGGGACGUCCCGGCGGCCACUGACUCAAGGAAGGGAAUAUUAACAUAUACACUUUAAGCUCGGGAUUUGCACACCCCUCUCCCCGCCCCGGAGGAAAAAUCACGCCCUCUGAGGACACCGCCACUCGGCCUUUAAUAAACCCGCCGCGGCCUUCCCGCCUCGCCCCGGGGAGCGCACUUCCGGCCGCAGGGGCGCUCGGGAGUUCGCCCCGCGAUCCUCCACCAACCAAAGGCUCCGCCUCGCCGGUGCGAGUGCGCGCGCGCACAUUUGUGCGCAGGUUCGAAUCUCCGCCGCUUCGUGGUUGAUCCUCAGCGUCCGGCCGCACCUCGGCGGUCGCGAGGGCAGCGUGCGCGGGCUGGGCCACACCGGCCGCCCCGCCCCCUCCGCCCUUUGCACCUUCCAGCCGCAGCCUCGCCCGGACUCGGUCCUCGCCCUUCCUACCGCGCUGCGCGCUCCGCCCUCGCCCUCCGUCCUCCGCCCCCACAGCUAUCGGCGCUCGGCCUCCCGCGCCCGGCGGGCUCCGCCCGAGCCUUCGGGGCCCAUGGCCAAGCGGCGUGCGGCCGAGCCCCUGACGUUCCACGUGCCUUGGAAGCGGCUCCUGCUCUGCGACUUUCCUGAGGAGCCGCCGCGGCCACCGCUCUGGAUCCCGCCGCCGGGGGCCUCGCAUCCCGAGCAGCCCCUCGGCGUCCCGGAGCUGCCCCGAAAGCGUAAAAUCGACGCAGGGGGUAUGACUGAGCCUUUGGUUUCGCCCAACAAGCGCCGCGACGGCGGGGACACUGGCGCUCCGGACGGCGCGGAGCGUGAGGGCCGCGGCCUGGAGACCGGCGAGCCGCCGCUGCUGCAGCCGCCUGUGCGGCCCCGCGGGCCGGGGGAGGAGCCCCGGGGCGUUCGGCCCCCGAGGGGCGGUGGCGACGACGGGGCGGAGCGCGCAGAGUCCCUGCGGGGAGACUGGGGGGCCGCACCGCGCCAGACUCGUGUUCGUCACGUCGUCCCAAAAGAUGAAAAGCCGGGAUCCUCGCCGCAAGAAUGAACACUGACCCCCCGCCCCAGGCAGCACACCAGGGGCCCCAGAGCCCACCUUUGGCAGCUUUUUGGGAGAGUCCGACGAGCUGAGAGCACUAAGCUAACUAGGGGGAGACAGACCGUUGGGUGAGGUAGUAGACGUGGCCUUGCACCUUCAGCAUCUGUGCUGUCCAAGAGGGAAGCAGGGGCGUGGGUCAUGACAGACUGUAGAACUUGGGGAAGACGUUGGCCGUGAACCGCAAUAAGUUAAGCUCAACGACAAACGUCAGAGAAAGGUGUAUUGCGUCUUCCUUGGUUUAACGAUGAUUUUUUUUCUGGAAUUCGUGAUCGAUUUUUUUCUAAAGAGGGUGAUGAAUGUGGUAGCCACCAGUUGGACAUCCUUUAGACAUGGUACAGCUCUUUUGGUUGAGAGGAAGGGCCUCCGUAUAUUGGGAAAAGGCAGUGUUAAAUCGGAUCCUAUGAAAAAGGAUCGUUGUUGAUAAUUAAUUUGGUUCUUAAGAUCAGCCGUCUGUAUGAGGAUCUUUGGAGAGUUCCUCUUCCUUGGGAAAUGAGCCUGCCCUAUCUCUGCACAUAAGAUCUGUCUAGAUCUGUGCUAUUCAGUGUGGUAGCCACUAGCUAUGUGACACAAUACCUAAAAUGGGACUAGUCCAAAUUUAGAUGCGCUCAAAGUAAAAUACACACUAGAUUUCGAAGAUCUCAAAAAAUUGUAUAUUGAAUACACGUUGAAAUAAUCUGGAGAUACUGGAUUGAAUAAAUUAUAUUAAAAUUCAUUUCACUUAUUUCUUUUACUUUUUUAAUAUGGCCAUCAGAAAAUUUAGAAUUACGUUUGUGACUGGCAUUUUGUAUUUAUUGGGCAGUGUUGGUCUAAUCUUUGGAAUUCAAGCUGCGUUUUGGCUGUUCUGGGUUGAACCAGGAGCUUUGGGGAUGGAAGAGCCAAAUGUAGAGCCCAGACUUCACCAAAUUCUCUUCAACUACUCCAUAGCAUCCACCCCACAUUUUUCCAUUGUCUCAAGUAUCUUAUGCAGAAUUUAUCAAACACCUUGCCAAUAAAAUACAGUAGUUGGGAAAAAUCUUUUUCUGUGGUCAUGAGAAAUUAUCCUUUAUAUAUAAUUAUUAUGAUGAGCAUUUCUGGAUGAAACUAUAAAUUGUAAAUGUUUCUACCCCCAGUUUUCUUGGAAUUUAGAAAACAUGAUCCUUAUUUAGAUUUUGUUUUCUUCAGACUGCUUUUAGAUAGCACUUAUGUUUUGAAAGUAGAAUAAAGAAUUAGAAUUUCCAAUUAAAUCAUGUCACACCAAUGUGCAAAACCUGAAAAAACAAAAAUCCAGAGUGACAGUCAUCCAGACCUAUUUGGUAUGGAGAUAAGUACUGUGUAGUUUGAAAACUUGGCCGUUUUUGGUACCGGACCCAUACUUAGGCUUGUCUUUCCUACCAGAAUAUACUGACUGCAGUAUGCCACAAAUUGAUAAGAGGGACAUGGAAAUGGCAGGUAAGCAAAGGAAUUUUUUAGUAAACUGACACAGACUUUUACUUAGAAUCUCCUAGACACACCUGUGUCUUCUUCCACAGCAGUGACCACAUCUGACAGCUCUCUGCUUCUUGUAGUCACUACAAGCCUGUGACAGGGAACCAGCUUGCUUCUAGGGGUUCCUUCUUCAUCCAGACUAGUCCCCUGUUCUCUUUUGGCAAUAGCCCAGGAACCCUCAUGUUCCUUUCUUUUGUUCUGUUCCUUGAGCUGCUUCUUUGUGCAAACUUAAUAUUUUCCAACUUCCCUCUUUCUUUCCUGCCACCAAAGAUGCAUGGUUUUUGUUUUAAGGGUCUUACAGCCAAGGGAAAAUAGGAUAUAGCAAAAACAUGUAGAAGUUAAAAAGCUUUUUCACUUCAUGUAGCAAAUGUCUUCCUGGUUCCUGUUUUGCUCAGAAUAGAGCUUAAGUCUCUACCCUUACCCUUGGGAUCUCAUUUGGGAAGAAUUUCCUCAAAUAUGUCCUUUCUAUAUUGAGGAUGCAAUCUAGGCAGAAUCGUAGUACCUAUUUUUCUGUACUAGAACCUCAGAAUAUUUGAGUUGUUUCAGGUGUUUUUUUAACUGGAGAACUAAAA
Messenger RNA from Physeter macrocephalus (sperm whale), 3162 nucleotides. RefSeq names its product chromosome 9 C9orf40 homolog (gene C9H9orf40). The record is from RefSeq and is a predicted model, not a curated record. Bases 587 to 1075 code for a protein of 162 amino acids. The transcript is spliced from 2 exons. NCBI's taxonomy places the organism in Eukaryota, Metazoa, Chordata, Mammalia, Artiodactyla, Physeteridae.